Molecule: messenger RNA, 2118 nt
Organism: Coregonus clupeaformis (lake whitefish)
Lineage: Eukaryota; Metazoa; Chordata; Actinopteri; Salmoniformes; Salmonidae
Product: polyadenylate-binding protein-interacting protein 2B
Exons: 5
Coding region: 126-1007 (293 amino acids)
Biological process (GO): negative regulation of translational initiation
Cellular component (GO): cytoplasm
Molecular function (GO): mRNA regulatory element binding translation repressor activity
Source: RefSeq, a predicted model, not a curated record
CAAUCGGUACCACGUGACCGUUUUCCUAGUUCGCCUUUGUGGCACAAAUCGUGAUUUUCGAGGCUCUCUAUGGCCAAUAAGGGGAGAAAACGGACAAAGACGCAUAUUUACGAGGCUUAAAUCGGAUGCAUUCAAUUGUUUUGUUGUGUGGUUCUUUCGUAUUUCCGGGAAGACAGGAGCUGCUGUGUAGUUUUUACGGCGGGUUUUGUUUACCACAUCUCAACUUGGUUGAGCCGUCGGAGAUGAGUGGUCCAGAGGUAGCGAAGACGCCGGGGGGCGGGGCUCCGGGGAAGGAAGGCAUGGAGGCCGUAGCCAAUGGCCAUGCAGGAGAGGGUGAACAGGGAGGAGACGAUCCCUUCGCUGAGUACAUGUGGAUGGAGAACGAGGAUGCGUACAACAGACAGGUUGAAGAGGAAUUGUUGGAACAGGAGUUCUUGGAGCGUUGUUUCCAGGAGAUGUUGGAUGAGGAGGACCAGGAUUGGUUCAUCCCGGCCAGAGACCUCCCCUCAGGGAUGGGGCAGAUCCAGCAACAGCUCAACGGCUUGUCAGUCAGUGACAGAGGAAAUGCAGAGGAGAUGGCGAUCCGAAAGGUGAUAAAUGGCCUGAAGGAGAGAAGCCUGGAGACCCAGGAAGAAACCAACCAAGUUGUGGACCGUGGUACACAUGGAUGGCCUGCGUCUAUUUGGGGAGAAAUGCCCUCUCUGAAAAACAUGAAGUUGGUGCAGACACACCGACAAAAGAACUACCUGGCAUGGCCCCUCUACCUACAUCCCUCUCCGAACUCGUCCUCCCUGACAGCUACAACGGAGAGCUGUUCCUCCAGCAUGACAGUGGACCCGGGCCAGACAGAAUUCUCAUCUUCACAACCACAUAUGCAACUUGGAGUCCCUGUGCAACUCUUAAGUACAGGUUUGCAGAUGGAACAUUCAAGACAACCGCUCCUUUGUUUAGCCAGUUGUACACCAUUCACGGGUUGCAGGAGGGGAACAUGGUUCCAACAGUCUUGAUGUUGCUGCCCAAUAAGACUGAGGGAACAUACGCUCGUGCGUAUGCGGUGCUGAAAAGCCUGAGGCCCGACCUGAAACUCCAUCAUGACUGACUUUGAGCCAGCUGCUUUUAAAGCCUUUACGAAGGUGUUUUCCAUCAGACCCACAACCGGGGUUGCUUCUUUCAAAUGAAACAGGCCAUUUGGCGAAAAGUACAAACACUUCCCAAAGUGCGACAAAUGUUACCUCAACAACACCUACAACGCCCAAGAGAUCAGGAAGCUUGGCGCACUCGUCCCACCGGCUGAUGUAGGCUUCGACGACCUGCUGGAUACCCGGUUCUUCCAGCGACUGGAACGUCAACUGGAGGAGCUCCUGACAUACAGUACUUUCAGGCAACAUGGGUUGGGGAGAUGUUCGGAAGCAUUUAAAGAAAGCCAAUGUCUUGUUUAACAUAAUGGCUUAAUUAUUAUUAUUAUUGAUGACCGAAUGCGAAAGGCCAAUAACAUGGUUGCUAAUCUUUUUAUUAAUGUUUUUAGAAUGAUGUAACUACUACGAUGCUGUCCUGCAAGACUUGGCGAAGACUAACAACGGAGAGGAGUGGCAUCACAUUUUCGAUGCUACCCCACCAUUUGGAAGUUCAUUGAUGCAUUGGAACGACAGCAGCAAAGAGGUGAAACGAGAAUGGAGCAGCGACUUGCUGGCGUUUCACCGCCAUGGCAAAGACCACAAGCAACAGAAGGAUCUUAAGUCCCUGGUUGAGAAGUACACAGCUCAGCGGCUGGAGUCUUACCUGAAGAGCGUUGCAUACACUUUCAAGUUGCAGUUGCGAAUACUCCAAAAUCCAUCUGAGAAAAAUGAGCACCUAACCUACUUGGACACUUCUUCAUGACACUUAUACAUUUUAACCCUUUCAAUUACUCCAAAAUCCUUAUAAGACCCUGAACACAAAGCACGUUCUUAGACGAUUUGUUUAUUAACUUGUUUUUAUGGUACUGCAUUGUCAUACAGCCUACUUUAAUUUGUUGUAUUUGUUUGGUUAUUUGAAAUGAAAGUUUUAGGCUUACUUAUUUUUGCCCCAUUUUCAGUAUUUUGCUCAACUUAUUUGUUUAAAUAAAUGUUUUAUAGUGAA